This is a messenger RNA of Limulus polyphemus (Atlantic horseshoe crab), 1349 nucleotides long. Its product is annotated as ubiquitin carboxyl-terminal hydrolase 38-like. The annotation marks the transcript as partial. The transcript has 7 exons. The record is from RefSeq and is a predicted model, not a curated record. NCBI's taxonomy places the organism in Eukaryota, Metazoa, Arthropoda, Merostomata, Xiphosura, Limulidae.
UAUUUUUGUAUAACGAUAAUCAACUCUUGGGCAAGUAGUACGGUAGGCCUGAUGUGGUUAACGUAAUAAAAAUAAUAAACAAAACAAUAAUUUGAUUGUGAUUAAUCAUAUCAGUAUUAUUAACUCUGGCUAUACAGUAUUAGUACAAACAAAGAAUAUAUCGUAAAUAACCGAACUACCAAAAAAGAAUGCCGUAGGACAUCUAGUGAAAAACAAAAUCACUUUCACGUUUCAGACUCGGUUGAAGUGUGCUGAGCUUCAUUCAUCGAUAUCUGUUGAAAUAGCCUUAAAUAAUCGGUUUGUAGAAUGACCUCCCCCUGUUGACCAUCCUAGGCUCUGUACUAAAAGAUGCUGGGCUGGCUCCUGUGGCAGGUUUAACUUUUUGGAUAUUUUGGAGUGAUAAUCAUGGAUCUAAUCCUGAAAGGGAUUCUCAACUCCCACCAUCCUGAAACUUUGAAAGGGCAGCUUAUUGAAAAAAAACUGAUUCCUGCAGCAUCUCAACCUAUUACACCUGAAGGAUGUCACAUGGUCUUUACUACUUCAUGGGACUUCAGUGUUAAUGGAGAUUCUGAGUUUACUCAGGAUAUUGGUAUGAAGGUUUUCAAAGCAUGGGCAUAUUACAAUAAAAGCACUUUGGCAGAAUUUCUUGUGCCACAGAACUUGUUAAAUUACAUGAUGGAUAUUAAUGCAAAAAACAAAGCAAGGCUGAUUAAGUUGAUCCAUUAUAGUCUGGAGAUGCUGUGGGAAACAGAAAACUUCAAAUCUUUGUGCCACAUUGUUCAAACCCAAUCUGUAACUUGUCUACUAGAAAACAAGGAGCUCUCUGUUCUUGUUGCAUUUACUGAGCUGUUUAGAUACAUCCCUCAGUGUGUACCCAUGGGAGAUUUGACUUCUAAGCUGUGUAUUGCUAUAAUUCACUGUUUAGCAAAUAUUCGUGUACCAGACCAGUCAAAUGAAAUGGGAGGAUUCAUUUUUGAUAUUUCAAAAGUUUGUAACUUUUUACAGACAAUUUGGAAUUCGUCGGAAUCUUCUGUCCAGAAAACUUUAGAAACUAUGUACUUUUUGUUACAACAAGACACCAAAGAUUGCUCUCCUGUCCUAGCUGCAGUAGUUGAAGCUUUACCUUUGCAACUCUUACAUGAAGUGGUGCCUCUACUUCUGAAAGAUAAGUCAGCAGAUAAAGGAUUGACUCUAGUUGUUGGUAGGAUGUUGGACUGGCUGUACUGGCCAAAAGCUAUAAAUAUUUCUUCAUGGAUCUUAACAGUCUUGAAAGGCAUGGCUUCAUCCAAAAAAUUUUCUCUGCUUAUGAUCAUCUUUGAAGCAAAAAUAGAACAGGUAUGUAUUGCUUU